UUUUACCGCAACAACACAGAGAUACCCUCUUUCAGCUUAUAAAAGGGUGUGACAUACUGAAGCAUAGUUGCUAGUGCGAUCAACCCUUUUUUCUUCCUGGUUCUUAAGCCAAAAAAGAAAGAAGAAGAAGAGAUGACAAAGAUGGAGGGAGGACUAGGAGGGAGUCAACUCAAGAAAGGCUUGUGGACUGUGGAAGAGGACAAGCUCCUCAUGGACUAUGUAACAGAAAAUGGGAAAGGAAAGUGGAAUUCCAUAGCUAAGAGGACAGGAUUGAGAAGAUGUGGAAAGAGUUGCAGGUUGAGGUGGAUGAAUUACCUGAGCCCGAAUGUCAAGCAAGGUCGCUUUACUGAGGAAGAAGAUGACCUCAUUAUUAGACUCCAUAAUUUGUUGGGCAACAGGUGGUCUUUGAUUGCGAAACGGGUGCCCGGUCGAACAGAUAAUCAAGUGAAGAACUACUGGAACACUUGUUUGAGCAAAAAGCUGGGCAUCAAAAAGCAAAUUUGUGAAGUUGGGAGGACAAAAUCUAGGAUCUUGCAUAUUUCUGGGAGUUCAACACAUCGGAACUCUAUAUCAUCUUGUGCUGGCAACAGCGGGUCUUCGGAAUUGAAUGUGGACAACAAAAGUCUGAAAUCCCAGGAGACAUUGGACCUGCCGGAGUUGACGAGCAAAGAAGAGUAUUCCACCACCUCUUUCUGGGAUUUUGAAUCCGAUUUAGAGGUGAAUCUAAGCACGAUGGAGUUUUCUGGAUGGACAUUCUCUUCCUUGUAAUGAGCAUCAUCCAAGGGUAUUUUCUUACUAGUCUAUCUGUUGAAUUAGUAGCAGCGAGCUGGUGCAAUAACCAUAACAGAUGCUUGUUCUCCUGGCAAAAUGCUGAAGCUUGCAUCGAAGACUGAAAUCAUCAUGUCUAAGCGCAUAUUAUUUCUAA
Molecule: messenger RNA, 925 nt
Organism: Syzygium oleosum
Lineage: Eukaryota; Viridiplantae; Streptophyta; Magnoliopsida; Myrtales; Myrtaceae
Product: transcription factor WER-like
Exons: 3
Coding region: 133-768 (211 amino acids)
Source: RefSeq, a predicted model, not a curated record